Molecule: messenger RNA, 2326 nt
Organism: Neltuma alba
Lineage: Eukaryota; Viridiplantae; Streptophyta; Magnoliopsida; Fabales; Fabaceae
Product: 9-cis-epoxycarotenoid dioxygenase NCED1, chloroplastic-like
Exons: 1
Coding region: 132-1946 (604 amino acids)
Biological process (GO): carotene catabolic process
Cellular component (GO): chloroplast stroma
Molecular function (GO): carotenoid dioxygenase activity
Source: RefSeq, a predicted model, not a curated record
UUUCUCUCUCUGAUCAUUCAAAUAUUUCAUUCUUCAAUCCCAAGUUUCAAACUCAAUUCCCUAUACUCUCUCUCCUUCUUCUCCACCACAGUGUUCGCAGUAUUACUUCCACUCCUUCACAAUACAGCAACAUGGCUUCUUCUGCUGGCACUGCACCUUCCAGUAGUUGGAUCAACACUAAACUUUCCUCCUCCUCCUCUUCUUCUUUGCCAUUCAAGGACCUGGCCUCUGUUUCCUUGAAGAGAUCAUCGUCUCGAAACGGAAAGCCUACUAUAUCGUGUUCCCUCCAAACUCUGCCUUUUCCCAAGAAGUAUCACUCUCCGGCAAAAACCACCACACCCGCCAAAGAAACAUCUCAAAAACCGGCUCUUGACUACGAUAUUGAUCAGCCCGUGCCACAAAAAUGGAAUCUUUUCCAGAAAGUGGCGUCUGUGGCGUUGGACACAGUCGAGAACGCCUUGAUUUCUCACGAGCGUCAGCACCCACUUCCUAAAACGGCCGACCCACGGGUCCAAAUCGCCGGAAACUUCGCUCCGGUGCCGGAGCAGCCCGUCCAGCACUCUCUCCCGGUCACCGGGAAGAUCCCCAAAUGCAUUCGGGGGUUAUACGUGCGAAACGGAGCGAACCCACUGUACGAGCCUGUUGCCGGGCACCACUUGUUCGACGGCGACGGCAUGGUCCACGCCGUCCAAUUCAAGGAAAACGGCUCCGUCAGCUAUGCUUGCAGGUUCACCGAAACCAACCGUUUCGUCCAAGAAAAGUCCUUGGGGCGUCCUGUUUUCCCUAAAGCCAUCGGCGAACUUCACGGCCAUUUGGGAAUAGCACGCCUUUUACUGUUCUACGCUCGCGGCCUGUUUGGGCUUGUCGACGGAAGUAAUGGAAUGGGAGUGGCGAACGCCGGUUUAGUGUAUUUCAACAAUCGCCUUCUCGCCAUGUCCGAAGACGAUUUGCCUUACCAGGUGAAGAUCAAGCCCAGUGGGGAUCUCAAGACAGUUGGUCGUUACGAUUUCUCGGGUCAGCUCAAAUCCACAAUGAUCGCUCAUCCCAAAGUCGACCCUGUUUCCGGCGAUCUUUUCGCUCUCAGCUAUGAUGUAAUUCAGAAGCCUUACUUGAAGUACUUCCGAUUCUCUCCGGAAGGAAAGAAGUCUCCUGACGUUGAGAUUCCUGUUUCUGAGCCCACUAUGAUGCAUGAUUUUGCGAUUACGGAGAAUUUCGUGGUGGUGCCAGAUCAGCAGGUGGUGUUCAAGCUGUCGGAGAUGAUACGAGGUGGUUCUCCGGUGAUAUACGACAAGAACAAGAUGUCUCGCUUCGGGAUUCUUGAUAAGAAUGCCAAUGAUGCUUCUGGGAUCAGAUGGAUUGAAGCUCCUGACUGUUUCUGCUUCCAUCUCUGGAAUGCUUGGGAGGAGCCAGAGACCGACGAGGUUGUCGUGAUCGGGUCUUGCAUGACUCCGGCAGACUCCAUUUUCAAUGAAUGCGAGGAGAAUCUGAAGAGCGUUCUAUCUGAAAUUAGAUUGAACUUGAAAACAGGCAAAUCAACUCGCCGACCCAUUCUUUCAGAACAGAUGAAUCUCGAAGCUGGAAUGGUGAACAGGAACAAGCUCGGAAGGAAGACAAAGUUCGCAUAUUUGGCUCUUGCAGAGCCAUGGCCCAAAGUUUCAGGCUUUGCAAAAGUGGACCUAUCCACCGGAGAGGUGAAGAAGCAUAUCUAUGGCGACAAAAGGUUUGGUGGCGAGCCUCUGUUUUUACCCAGAGACCCAAAUUCCGAGAGAGAAGACGAUGGCUAUAUCUUAGCAUUUGUACAUGAUGAGAAGGAAUGGAAGUCAGAGCUGCAGAUUGUGAAUGCCAUGAAUUUGAAGCUUGAAGCUUCCAUUAAGCUUCCUUCCAGGGUUCCCUAUGGCUUCCAUGGAACCUUCAUACAUUCGAAGGAUUUGCAGAAGCAAGCUUGAAGGUUGAAACUUCAACUUGUUCAUCUUCAUCUUCAUAUAGCUUAAUAGUGUGCGAGAAGUUGAGAUUUUUCCUGAGGGAUGCUUGCAGAUAUGUCCCCGGAAUCUCCUUCCCUGUUUUCAGAACCUUCUUUUUUUUUUUUUUUAAAAAUUUUUUUGGUGUUUGAUUUGGAGUGAGAGGUUUUGGGGGGACCAGCUCGUAGCUUUUGGGUGUAGUUAGCAAUGAAGCUCAGCUGGUUUCUGCUUAUUCUUUCACUUGUGGGGAAAAAUAGUACAAAAAUUUACAGCAUAUACGAUGUGAUAUACUCUGUUUAUUAUCUUCCACGUUCAUCUCUGUAAAUUUUCAGUUGUGUAUACAAGAAAUAAUAUUCCUUCUUCCUCUA